AUGUACAAUACAACGCCAAAGCCAUUAUUGAAAGAAAAUGAUCCAUUAUAUAUAAUCCAAUCUCGUAAGACCACACACAAUAGACCAGCUACUAUUGCUGGCCCUAUGGUAAGAUACUCAAAACUACCAUUUCGCCAAACAUGUAGAGAUUACAGUGUUGAUAUAGUAUAUACUCCAAUGAUCUUAGCAAGGGAAUUUGUUCGUAACAAAAAUGCAAGAUUAUCAGAUUUCUCUACAAAUUCAAAAGAUACACCAUUAAUUGUUCAAGUUGGUGUAAAUAAUGUUUCUGAUAUUUUAAAAUUUGCCGAUAUGGUUGCACCAUAUUGUGAUGGUAUUGGUAUUAAUUGUGGUUGUCCUAUAAAGGAACAAGUUAGAGAAGGGAUUGGUUGUGCAUUAAUUUAUAAUCCCGAUUUAAUUUGUUCCCUGGUCAAAGCUGUUAAAGAAAAAUAUCAUGAUAAAUUAAGAUUAGAAACCAAAAUAAGAAUUCAUGAUGAUUUAAAUCAAACUAUCGAGCUUUGUAAGAAAAUCAUUGAUUCAGGUGCUGAUUGGAUCACAAUACAUGGUAGAACACGUACAACUAGAUCGUCAACUCCGGUUAAUUUAGAAGCUAUUAAAACCAUUACGGCGGCAAUUAAAGAUUAUAAACCAAAUUAUCCUGUUGUAGCUAAUGGUGAUUGUUUCCAAUAUAAAGAUUUAUUUGAAAUUUCUAAAAUUACAAAUACAGAUGCAGUUAUGAGUGUACGUGGUGUUUUAGCUAAUCCUUCCUUAUUUGAAAAUCAUUUGAAAUGUCCAUGGGGUUGUAUUGAAAUUUUUAUAAAUUGGAGUUUUGAAUAUAAUAAUGGUAUACCUUUCCAAUUAUUUCAACAUCAUCUAUUUUGUAUGAUGGAAAAUAUGAUGAUCCCUAAACAUUUAAUAAAACAACUAAUGGAAACAAGAACUUAUUCACAAUUAAUCGAUUGGAUUGAUGAAACUUUUAUUUUGAAAAGAAUUGAUGAUCCUGGGUUUGGUCAAUCUAUUGAACCAACUUAUCGUCAAAUUAAAAGUAUAUAG
This is a messenger RNA of Henningerozyma blattae CBS 6284, 1050 nucleotides long. It is a transcript of the gene DUS4, whose product is annotated as tRNA dihydrouridine synthase. NCBI's taxonomy places the organism in Eukaryota, Fungi, Ascomycota, Saccharomycetes, Saccharomycetales, Saccharomycetaceae. The record is from RefSeq and is a predicted model, not a curated record. Bases 1 to 1050 code for a protein of 349 amino acids. The transcript has a single exon. Gene Ontology annotation, biological process: tRNA processing. Gene Ontology annotation, molecular function: flavin adenine dinucleotide binding; tRNA dihydrouridine synthase activity.